GUGACCUGUCCUGCCUUAGAAAUGCCUGCUCAUGGUGCUGUGAACUGCUCCCAUCCCUCUGUAGAGCUCACCUGGGGUACCACCUGUGAGUUCACCUGUGAGGAAGGAUUUGCCCUGACAGGACCAGCCACACUGCAGUGUGGGUCUUCUGGGGCCUGGGACAGGCAGCAGCCAUCCUGUGCAGCUGUGAGGUGUGAGGCUGUAACCUGGCCAGAAGGUGGCUUUGUGACCUGUGACCACGUUCCUGCAGCUCUCACCUAUGGCUCACGUUGUGAUUUCCACUGCAGCGAGGGCUACGUUCUCGAUGGCCCAUCCAGCAUUGAGUGCAUGGCACAGGGACAGUGGUCAGAGCCAGUGCCAAAAUGCGAAGUUGUACAGUGUGAACCACUCACCUCUCCUGAGAAAGGCUCUAUGGAUUGCUCACAUGGUGCUGGGAACUUCACGUACAACACAGCCUGCCACUUCAGCUGUCUGGAAGGAUGGAGGCUCAAUGGUUCUCAUGUUCUUGAGUGCAGUCAUUCAGGAAACUGGAGUGCUAGUCCACCCACAUGUGAAGCUUCUGAACAAGUCAGCUAUGUCUCUGUGGGCAUAGCAGCCACAAGUGCCUCUCUGUUGUCCACGGCAUCGUUCCUCCUUUGGCUUGCAAGACGUUUCCAAAGAAAAGCAAAGAAAUUUACUCCUUCCAGUAGCUGCCAGAGCCUAACCAUCGAAGGUAGCUUCCAAAGUGCUGGCCAGAAUGUCUAA
Messenger RNA from Tauraco erythrolophus (red-crested turaco), 744 nucleotides. NCBI's taxonomy places the organism in Eukaryota, Metazoa, Chordata, Aves, Musophagiformes, Musophagidae. The record is from RefSeq and is a predicted model, not a curated record.